Molecule: messenger RNA, 3518 nt
Organism: Onychostoma macrolepis
Lineage: Eukaryota; Metazoa; Chordata; Actinopteri; Cypriniformes; Cyprinidae
Exons: 11
Coding region: 268-1416 (382 amino acids)
Biological process (GO): interleukin-15-mediated signaling pathway; T cell activation; positive regulation of ERK1 and ERK2 cascade
Cellular component (GO): membrane raft; external side of plasma membrane
Molecular function (GO): MHC class II protein binding; protein tyrosine kinase binding
Source: RefSeq, a predicted model, not a curated record
GAGGUUGCUCUAUAAGCUGUAAUAUGUGAACUCUUAUUAGUCACGUUAGUUAAAGCAUCAGCUAGAAGACAAGUUUGUAUAUUUGCACUGUUUCCUGUCUAAAGUUCACAGAUAAGAAUAAUGGAGCCAGUGAUUCAGUCAGCAGGUCCAUUCAUCUGACUCCCAGCACUAAUAUCAGAGGAAGUUAACACCCGCAGGAGGAGCUGAGGAUGUUUAAAGGAAGAGAUGUAAAUAUAGAAUGAAAAGAAAGACGGACAGAAACAGAAAAUGUCUGAUAAGUGUGACAUGUGUCUGCUGGGAUUGAUCACUCUCUCUGCACUUCUCACAGGUAGCAGUGGAGUGGAUGAGACUCAUGUGUUCUGCAGUUCUGGUGAAAAUGUCCGUCUGUCCUGUAAUAAUGCUCUUCCUGGCUGCACAUCAACUACAUGGCUCUAUAGCAGACAUUCAGAGGCAGUUGAACUGAUUGCUGGAGGAAUAAAGAGGAAAGACACAGAGAUACAUGAGAGACUGAGUCUGGGCUCUGACUGCUCUCUGAACAUCAAGAACGUCACAAAAGAAGAUCGUGGAUCUUACUCCUGCCGACAAUAUGUGAAUGGAGUACAACAAGGAACUGAUGCACAAGUUUAUCUGCAUGUUCUUCAUGUCUCUUCAUCAUCCUCACAGUCUGAGAUCAGAUCAGGCCGCUCUGUGACUCUCUCCUGUCAGUUAUAUUAUGAUCGAGUCUCUUGUGAUUCUUUGGUUGGUUCUGAGAGGAUUGAUCUGAUCUGGGUGAAUCAGGCUGGUGUGAAUCUGCAGACAGACUCCAGAUUUCAGAUAUUCUCCUCAGAACAGUGUCUCAUCUCUCUGACUACAACACUCCUGAAUGAAGAUCACAACAGAGAGUGGAGAUGUCAGGUUACACAGAGAAACCAGCUGAAGACCUCAGCCACAUAUACUGUCAAGUAUUCAGCUCCGACCGAAACAAAGACACCGUCUCCAGUCACCAGCUCUACAUCAGCUGCAGCUCCUACACAACCAGGUGUAAAGGAUUCAACACUGAUUCCAGUCAGCAGCUCAAACUCUGAGAAAUCAAGCCAAACUACAGCAGCUCCUACAACACGAGAUACCACACCAAACUCCCCAAAACAAGUGAUUGGGAUUGUUGUUGCCGCUGCAUCAGCUGUUCUUCUUGCUGUUGUUCUCUGGGUAAUUUGUAGAAAAAGAGCCGAUAACAGAAGAGGGACUAAUGACUCUGUGGAGCAUAAAGAUGACGUGACUUAUACUGAGGUUGCCACACACUGUACAAUCCAAGCCAGAAAGAAGGAGGUUUAUGAUGAUGAUAAAGUGACUUAUUCUUCCAUCAGAGGAGCAACAGCUGGACCUCAGGAUGACUGCAGGCAACUUUAUGCCUCUGUGAACAAGAACCAUCACAAAUAAGUCAAACAGUCUUUAAUUAUACAAUUAUAGUAUCAUGUGUAGAGGAAUAUAUAUAUAACUGAUUCCGUAAGAUUUCCAUUCAGUGCCAUUGUAAAUAAUGUCUUCUUUCAAAUUCUGUCAUAAUUUACUCACCCUCACACAUCCUUGUACGCCUUGCAAUGAUUACAUAUUAGGUCAGUAGGCGGAGAGUAGGUGGUCUUUUGUGGCUGCUCGAACGCAUUCAACAACAUCAGCAUCUAAACUACGAGCGCAAUCCAGUCGAAUGCGUUUUUGACUACCUCUGGAAGUGGUCGAAAGUGAACAAGCUCAAAACGUUGCACACCCCGUUCACACUUGUAUUUAGCGUUACCCACUUGUGAUCCGAUCGACCAAACGCAUCUUAAUACCAGUGUAAACAGGCCUCGGUUGUGUUCUGAAGAUGAAUGAAAGUUAUACAGAUUUGUAACGACAUGAGGGUGAGGGAAGGGAAGGAUGACAGAACCGUUAUUUUUAGGUGAACUGUCCUUUUACCUGUGAUUACCAGAUUUCAGUUUGGGAUUUCAUAAUAACUGUCUGUUUUUCAAUAAACUAGCCUCUUUAUAUUAAUUCAGGAUGAUGCAUGGAUCUGUGUGCUUGCACAAAGUCUAGUCUAAAUGAAGGACGGUUUCUCUCUUAGAUCAUGCUCAUUAAAUAAUCCAGUUUCUUGAGUCUUUACUGCAGACUAAUUAACUUACAGUUUGUGCUAAUUAAGAAAAUAGGAAAAGACACUUGAUGUAAAUGUUUAUAACAAUAUGUAAGAAAUAAUAAUUUGAUGUUUGAACCACUUGAGCAAUUGCUUUCACUAAAGCUUGUUACAUUUUAUUUAAUUUGUCAAAUAUAAAUGUAUGACAUGUCAUACGUACAGUCAUGACCAAAAAUAUUGACACCUUUGGUAAAUAUGAUCAAAGAAGGCAGUGAAAAUUAAUCUGCAUUGUUAAUCCUUCUGAUCUUUUAUUUUAAAAAUUCACAAAAAUCUGACCUUUCAUUGGAUGAUAAGAAUUUAAAAUUUGGGGAAAUAUCAUUAUGAAAUAAAUGUUUUUCUCUAAUACACAUUGGCCAAAAUUAACGGCACCCUUUUAUUCAAUACUUUUUGAAACCUUUAUUUGCCAGUUUAACAGCUCUGUUGGUAUUUGAUAGAAUCCAUGAUGCCAUGCGUCUAAACAAGAUGUCCAGGACCUCCAGCAGAAAUAUAGGCCCACAACAUCAAAGAUACAGCAGUAUAUUUCAUUGUACACAUGGGGUACUUUUUAUCCCUGUGUUCACCAAACCCAUCUUGAGUGUUUGCUGCUUAAAAGCUCAUUUUUUAGUUUCAUCUGACCAUAGAAGCCAGUGCCAUUUGAAGUUCCAGUCGUGUCUGAAAACUGAAAAUGCUGGAGUUUGUAUUUGGAUGAGCGAGGAUAAUUUUUCUUGAAACCCUCCCGAACAACACGUGCUGAUGUAGGUGCUGUUUGACAAUUUUUUUUUAAAGGUUUUUUGACCCCGAGACUCAACUAUUUUCUGCAAUUCUCCAGCUGUGGUCCUUGGAGAGUCUUUAGCCACUCAAACUCUCCUUCUCGCCGUGCAUUAGGACGAUAUAGACACACAGGUGCUCUUCCAGGCAGUUUCCUAACAUUUUAUGUUGAUUGGAAUUCUUAAUUAUUGUCCUGAUGGUGGAAAUGGGAAUUUUCACUGCUCUAGCUCUUUUCUUAAAGCCACUUCACUAAUUUGUGAAGCUCAAUUAUCUUUUGCUGCACAUCAAAAAUAUAUUCUUUGGUUUUUCUCAUUGUGAUGGAUGAUUAAGGGAAUUUGGGCUUUGUUUUCCGUCCUAUUUAUAUUUCUGUGAAACAGGAAGCCAUGGCUGGAUAAUUUCAUGUUCAUAAUCACCCUGGAGUGCUCAAAAUUGUGAAUAUGAAUGGGAAUAUACUUCAGAGAUUUUACUCAUAAGAAUUUCUAGGGGUCCCAAUAAUUGUGUCCAACGUGUAUUUGAGAAAAACAUUUAUUUCAUAAUGAUAUUUCCCCCAUUUUAAAUUCUUAUUAUCCAAUGAAAGGUUAGAUUUUUGUGAUUUAUUUAUUUUUUUAAUAAAAUAUCAAAAGGAUUAUCAAUG